AUGGCUCCGGCGAAGAAAAAUGGUUCCCAAACCGAUGAUAGCCAGACCGGCGUUCCACCGGUAAAAAAGCCCAAGCUGGAAGACGCCCCCGAAGACGACGAUGGCGACGCGGACAGCAAUCGCACCGGGCAACAGACUUCUCAACGAAAGCAACACGUUACGGAUCGAUCCAAGCAGUGUCCCUAUCUUGAUACGAUUAACAGACAUCUGCUGGAUUUUGAUUUUGAGAAACUGUGCUCUGUGUCGCUAACGCGCAUCAACGUGUACGCGUGUCUCGUGUGCGGCAAGUACUUCCAGGGCCGUGGAACCAACACUCACGCGUACACGCACUCCGUGGCCGAAUCGCACCAUGUGUUCUUGAACUUGUCGACGCUGAAGUUUUACUGUCUGCCAGAUAACUACGAAAUCAUCGAUUCGUCGCUGGAUGAUAUAAAGUACGUGUUGGAUCCGGUAUUUACGGUGCGCGACAUACGCACGAUAGACCGCGAGGACGUUAAGCAAUCGCGUACGGUCGACGGGACCUUCUACCAUCCGGGUGUGGUAGGUUUGAACAACAUCAAGGCGAACGACUACUGCAAUGUUAUUCUGCAGGCGCUCUCGCAUGUAAAGCCAAUUCGCGAUUUCUUUCUAAUGGAGAAAAACUAUGCCAACAUCAAGCGACCCCCGGGUGAUACGGCGUUUACAUUAGUACAGCGUUUUGGAGAGCUGUUGCGCAAGCUCUGGAAUCCACGCAACUUUAAAGCACACGUUUCGCCUCACGAAAUGCUGCAGGCGGUCGUACUAUGGAGUAACAAGCAGUUUCAGAUCACCAAGCAAGGCGAUCCAAUCGAGUUUCUGUCCUGGUUUCUACACAGUCUCCACAAACAGCUGCGAGGAAAUAAGCAACCGGAUUCGUCCGUUGUCAAUCGAAGUUUCCUUGGUGAGAUGAAAAUUUACACCCGUAAGUUGCCACCGACUGAGCUGGACGAUGUGCAGAAGCAACUGCUGCUAGCCACCGACGAGUAUCAGGAGAAAGAGGAAACGUCUACGUUCCUUUACUUGACAUGCGAUCUACCCGCGACACCGCUGUUCAUCGACGAGCUGCGGGAAAACAUUAUACCACAGGUCAAUCUAUACCAGCUGCUGGCCAAGUUUAACGCGAUCUCAGAGAAAGAAUACAAAACGUACAAGGAUAAUAUUUUGAAACGUUUCGAAAUCACUCGCCUGCCGAAGUACGUCAUCCUGUACAUAAAGCGUUUUACGAAGAACACGUUCUUCUUGGAAAAAAAUCCCACCAUCGUGAACUUUCCGGUCAAAAAUGUGGAUUUUGGAGACAUUUUGACUGAGGAAAACAAGAAAAAACAUCGUUACACGAAGUACAACCUGGUGGCCAACAUCGUGCACGAUGGUGAACCGAACUCCGGCACCUACCGGUGUCACAUUUUACAGAAAAGCACCAAUCAGUGGUACGAAAUGCAGGAUCUGCACGUUACCAGCAUACUACCGCAAAUGAUCACGCUGACUGAGGCAUACAUUCAAAUUUACGAGCUGCAGGAAAACGACGACACGUAGAUGGACUGUAAAUUCCGAAGAGCUCAAAAUUACUCCUUCUCCGGCGCCUUUGAGAUAGCGGGAAAUUCUAAGCAUAUUCCG
Anopheles nili is the source of this 1632-nucleotide messenger RNA. RefSeq names its product U4/U6.U5 tri-snRNP-associated protein 2 (gene Usp39). Bases 1 to 1551 code for a protein of 516 amino acids. Gene Ontology annotation, biological process: spliceosomal complex assembly; mRNA processing; protein deubiquitination. The record is from RefSeq and is a predicted model, not a curated record. Gene Ontology annotation, molecular function: zinc ion binding; cysteine-type deubiquitinase activity. The transcript is spliced from 3 exons. NCBI's taxonomy places the organism in Eukaryota, Metazoa, Arthropoda, Insecta, Diptera, Culicidae.